Messenger RNA from Anoplopoma fimbria (sablefish), 5945 nucleotides. RefSeq names its product protein phosphatase 1, regulatory subunit 9A (gene ppp1r9a). The transcript is spliced from 18 exons. The record is from RefSeq and is a predicted model, not a curated record. Gene Ontology annotation, molecular function: actin filament binding. NCBI's taxonomy places the organism in Eukaryota, Metazoa, Chordata, Actinopteri, Perciformes, Anoplopomatidae. Gene Ontology annotation, biological process: actin filament organization; neuron projection development; calcium-mediated signaling. Gene Ontology annotation, cellular component: postsynaptic density; dendrite; actin cytoskeleton. The coding region runs from base 61 to 3483 and encodes 1140 amino acids.
UCCACAUUCUAAUGAGGCCACGGCGAUGCUGACAUCCCCUCUGAAUCCAAAGAAGUCAUCAUGCUGAAGACGGAGGCCUCGGGGGAGAGGACCGGCCUCCGGAGUGCCUCCCCCCACCGUAAUGCCUACCGGGCUGAGUUUCAGGCACUCAAGAAGGCCUUUGACCAGCCUCGGAUAGAUGGAGACUCCAAGCCCAAAGACGUAGAACGUGUGAAGCAGCCAAGGGGCCGCCAGUAUGGGGGCCAUGUCAGUCGCAUUAAGGACAUGUUCAUGCAGAUGGGCUCAGAAAGUGUGCCGGCUAAGGCAAAAGUUUGUGAAGAGUCCUCGCCGCAGAAGCUGGUCAAGCCCACCAACUUCAUCAACAAGGCUGAUGGAUCAGUGAUAAAACUCCAGCAUUCCUCAUCAACUGACAGGGUCGGAGGUGCUGGAGCAAAGUUCUCUGAAACCAGGAAGCUGUUUGAGCAGCACUCACGUGACCAGUCCCAAUCACCAGUCUUCCCAUACGGACGUGAUAAACGGGGUUCCCAUGAGCACCUGGAUGACUGGCGAGGCACUAGGUCUAAUCGAGGCAGCACUGACUCCUUGGACUCACUUUGCUCCAGAACAGAGGCAUCCUCCCCAACUGUCAGUCAACUGAGUGCGGUUUUUGAAAAUGCAGACCACCCCAACCAUGGUGCGGCCUACAAAGGCGUCAGCAGACGAGCCCUCUACUCACCAGACGGGUACCAACGCCCUGGAGGUGAUGUCAGCGAAGAUGACUCAAGACAAUCUCCGGUUCGUGGGAGCUACCAGAGCAGGACAGAUGGGAAGUUUCCCACAUCCUCGUCUUCUGAUGACCUUCUGAGCGCCAGUCCUGGGACGGAGACUGGGACGGAGCUGAAACCACUACAACAAGAGGAGGAAGCCCAAGACAAAGCAGACAAGUUUGAGCCUACUGGCAGAGAUAGGCGGCGUCUUUGUGAUGUCACCACCAACGGAGGCCAGGUGAACGGUUCAUGUGAAGAAGAGGAGAAACCUUCAGAAACAAGAAAACAUAUUGAGGAUCUAGGGGUGUCCAAAGCUUCAAAACCUAGAGAUGAUGACGUGAUUACCAACAAAGCUUUUGAAGAUGCAACCCCUGAGCCAUUACCGACCCCAAAUACACCAGCUGGGGAAAGCCAGGAGGAUGGGGACGGUUCAAGAGAAGACAAGUCCUCUGAGUCUCCCAAGGACCAGGUGGAAGAACCUGAUGAGGAAUACACUGGGAAUGAGCGGGUGUUUUUUAACGCAGACGGGGACGCCUGUUACCAGGGUUGGGGGGAGAGCUGCACGGAUCCUGAGGAUGACCUCUACGGAGACGAUGAGGAUAUUGUCUACGACCCGGGCUCCGAUCUGACAGAGAUCCCCGGUCUGCCAGGCGAAAACAAAGACGACGUGCCUCCAAAGAGGAAGAUUCGUUUCAGCACUGCCCCCAUCACAGUGUUCAACACCUAUUCCAACGAGGACUAUGACCGUCGUAACGAGGAGGUUGAUCCUGUGGCCUCCUCCGCAGAGUACGAGCUAGAGAAGAGGGUGGAGAAACUGGAGCUCUUCCCUGUGGAGCUGGAAAAAGAUGAAGAUGGCCUGGGGAUCAGUAUCAUCGGGAUGGGUGUCGGCGCUGACGCAGGCCUGGAGAAGCUUGGUAUCUUCGUCAAGACAGUCAUCGAGGGUGGAGCUGCUGAGAGAGACUCCAGGAUCAAGGUGAAUGACCAGAUCGUGGAGGUGGAUGGGACCAGUCUGGUGGGCGUCACCCAGAGCUUCGCCGCUUCCGUCCUCCGGAAUACAUCGGGAGUCGUCAGGUUUGUGAUUGGACGAGAGCGUCCGGGCCAGCAGAGUGAGGUUGCCACGCUCAUCCAGCAGACCCUGGAGCAAGAGAGGAGACAGAGAGAGCUGCUGGAGCAGCAGUACGCCCACUAUGAUGCUGAUGAUGACGAGCAGACAGGAGAGUACGCCACAGAUGAAGAGGAUGCCGGGACAACGGUCGCAGGAGAAGACAAAAACAUCGAGGUGUUCGAUUUGCCAGAGUCAGAGGACACCUUGUCUCCCUCAGAGUUGGACGCCAACAAACUCUACCAGAAGUUCAGAGAGCUCCAGAUCAAACACACUGUGACCGAGGCCGAGAUCCAGAAGCUCAAAAACAAGUUGACGUCAGUGGAGAGGGAGAAGCAGCGCUGGGAGAAGGAGAAGAGUCAGCUGAAGGCCAGCAUCGAGGAGAACAAGGAGAGGAUGCUGAAGCUGGAGAGCUACUGGAUCGAAGCGCAGACCCUCUGCCACACUGUCAACGAACACCUGAAGGAGGCCCAGGCUCAGUACCAAACUCUGGAGAAGAAGUACAACAAGGCCAAGAAACUCAUCAAAGACUUCCAGCAGAAAGAGGUGGAGUUUAUACAGAAGGAGGAUGCAGAGAGGAGGCGGCUGGAGGAGUCUGAGAAAGCUCACCUGGCUGAGAUCCAGGGACUGCAAGUCAGGAUUGCAACAUUAGAGUCCGAGCUAAUGAUGCUGAUGAAGCAGAACGGCAUCCAGGUCAACAACAACAACAGCAACAGUGCCGAGAGACUCAGCGCUCAGCAGCAAAGCCCCAAAAGGGCUGCAGCACAAGCCAGAGACCUGAGGGAGGUUUCUCAUUCACCCAGCAAAAAGAAGAGUUAUGGUGGGGUCUUCCGAGACAGCAUCAGCUCCACAGAGGGAGAGGUCUCAGAGGGACAUGGCAGUCCAGCCCACAGUCGGCCCGGUUCGAUCCGUAGUGUGGCCUCCUCUGAGGGAGCAGCUUCAGUCCUCAGGGCACCUGGCAGCGCAGAAAGCUCCCCCAGAUCAACACUGCACCGGUCGUCCACUGCAGGUUCUCAGUCUCCUGCGAUGUCGAGCCCGUCUCACUGUGCUGAGGAACACAGGCAAGCUCCGGACUCUGGCUCCACAGAGCCGUCAGCAGAGGACAGUCCAGAGAAACUCAAGGUCAAGGGACCCUCUCUGAACGAUGCUCUGAGUGCCAGCAGCAGCAGCAGCUCAGUGGAGAUCAGCGGCCUGCAGAGUGAAGCCAAGAUGUCGGGACACACACUGGCGCCCUCGUCAGAUGAGAGUCUGGAUAUGAUAGAUGAUGAGAUCCUAGAUGAGGGACAGCUUCAGAAGCAGUGUCAGUGGCAGAACCGCAGCAUCACAGAGUGGACCUCCCAGCAAGUGGCCCGCUGGCUAAUGGGCCUCAACUUAGAACAACACAUCCCAGAAUUCACUGCCAAAAACAUUGAUGGAGAACAGCUGCUACAGCUGGAGAGUGCUGACCUCAAGGUCCUUGGAGUUUCUUCUUCCCAGGACCGUGCCCUGAUCAAGAAAAAGAUCAAAGACCUUAAAGUUCUGAUGGAGAAAGCCAAGAGGAACCGAGAGAAAGUUGAGAAACAACGCGAGAAGCUACGGAAGCGGGAGCUUGAGCAGCAGCAGAAAGAGGCGUGCAAGGAAAGCACGGCAGAGUGAAGUGAAUUGUUAGAUCUCCGACCUCCCGCUUGACUGUAGCACCACACCAAGUAGCAUCUCAAGGAACAGAACAUCAGUAGGCCCGAUAAAUGAACCCUGAGGGACGCCUGCUCAGUAGUUCAAUAGUUCUCACUGGUGGAGCUACACACCCAACUGUCGGAGACCGUUGAGUGACUUUUUCACCAAGCAAGUUAAACCAAAAUAAGCCGUUGGAUAAUAGGUUCCUGCCCCGUUCAGUUGCCUCAUUUUACACCAUCCAGUUUUUUGGCCAUUUAAGAUUUUAUCUCAGUUCUAUUUAUUUAGCUGUUUAUUGCUGUAAAUUAGGUUUAUUUAUUCAUAUCCAGAAUAAGUCUGUGAAAAUUUCAUCUCAUCUAAUAUCAUGGAUACCAAUACAGUGUAAUUUCCGUUAUCCAUAAAAGCUCCCGUAGAGGAUCAUGUACAUGUAGAGUGAUAACUCAGAUUUGUCUAAUGUGCCAUUUCGAUAGACUUAUGUAGAUCCUGUUCAGAUACAUAGAUCAAUAAUGGCUCUAUUGCGACGAGGCUCAUACAGGUCUGUGAGGUGGAAAAAAUGAGGCAGUACUCAUCUCCCACCACUGGACGUCCCCAUGCUGCUGACUUUCACCGCUGAAGGAGGCAACACUGGAGCUUUCCAAUCGGAACUGACACGGGAAACAAACUCUCUCAGUACUUGCAAGAACACUGGAAGUGCAAACACUGUAAAUUGAACCUCUGCACUGGCUUGUCCAAUGCUCCUUACAGUAUACAUGUACCAUACUAAAGCAGUUCACAAAGUAUAAAGGACAAGGACUUACUGUAACUCAUUGGACUGGUUCUGAUGGAGACUUCAGGUACAAUGUAAUCAUGAAAUUUGUAACUUACCAAUCCUGUACCACAAAAACAAAACAAAAAAAGGUUCAAAUUAAACUUCCUGCUUAGAUGCAUAAUGUUGCUUUGACACAACUUGUAACCUGCUUUUGACCUCUUUUUGUAUUCUCUCUCAAUAACAAAAUAAUACCCCGCCACUGCCUUUAGAAAUUCUAGAGUAGUAGAAUUUUUCUGAACUGUACCCGCUUCAGUGUGAGUGUCCAAACAUAUACAGUAGACUAAACAUUUUCUAAUUUUUCUCUUCUUUUCUUUCAUAAACUUACAGGUCAAAGUUUACCUUGCAAAUUACUUAUAUUCUGAAUAAUAUUUAGGAAUGCUGCCAUAUAGACGAGUCAUCUCUGUGAUGGAUGACAGAUGCAGUCCAGAAAUCUUAAAGAUGAUCACGCUGAUACUACUGAUGUUACACUGGAAGUUGCACCUAAUAGAUGCAAUAUUGUUUUAAUUUUCCUAUGAAACUUGCUCAGUAAGACUUGAAACAUGUUGAUUUACUUGUUAGAUAUAACAGAAAUAUACCUUUUAAAUUAUUUUGACAUAUGUCCUUUAUGCAAAUACUUGUUUUAUGAUUAUGACGCUCACCGAGAGACAUGUUCCUUGUGUUACUUCUUUAGCAUUCCCAAGAAUCAUUCCGUAGGUUUACAGUAAAUAGAGAGACACCAGUGUCACCGUGAUCAAAAUGAAGGCAGCUUUGGUUAUAAUUCCCUUUUGUCUGAAGGGCCCUGCCUGGUGCACUGUUAACUGGUUAGAGCAAGAAAUAUAGUAGGGGUUACAGAUACCUCCACGCUAUCCCACAGUAAUACAGGUAUCUCUGAUCUAUUAAUGUUAUUAUUUAUUUAUUUCUGUAUUUAAUGAAACAACUGUUUAUGAUAACAAUAAGAUAAUUAUUAACACCUAUCAAUGAUUUUAUCCAGAAUUGUAUGAUUACUUCCUAUUGCCAAAACAUUCAUUAAAAGUCAUUUAGAUUCAAAUGUUUUUUAUCAAAGGAAGGCUUUAAAGUUUGGAAAUACUCCCCCACCGUGCUUGUGGUUUUUCCUCUAAAACAACCGUAGUGCUGCUCCAGUGCAACUUCAAUAAACUGCUCAUGAUUUGUUCUUAUGGAAUAUUUUGUAACCCUUGAACCUUUCUGUGAAUACCCCCCAACCCCAGCCCUGUCAGGUCAGUCCACCGACUGCACUCUUUUGAUUCUUUUGUAUGUAUAGUAAAACACAGAGAGCAAUUUGCUGAAAGAAUCCUAAAGAAGCCUUGUUUUCUAUCGUGACAGUAUGUGUGCACAGUUUGUCUGAGGGCUGAGGAGCUCAAAAGGUCACACAUGAGGCCAAAAUGUGUUUCUGGAUCUUUUACUGUGUGCUUGACUGAGCUUGUAUGGCAUGAUGUAACCAACGUAUGGAUGAGAUCCCUGGUGCUCCUGGCAGGCGUUUGAGUCAUGUCCGGAAGGGUUUGUCUUUCAUGUAUGUAGAGAACAAAAGAUAAUCACCACAAACUGCUAGCCAUGCUUUCACUCUUUUAAAAAGCUGUGCGGCUUAUUCUCCCUCCUCCUCCUCCUUUUUUGUCAUUACCUUGCACUCUUUUUUCGCAUUCUG